CUCCUGCCGAUCCUCUGUCUCUCUCAGAGCCUUCUUGACGCCCUGCGAGGUUUCGCGGCGGCCCACACUCUCCCCGCGCCUCUCUGCGGGCGACAGACUUUGGUGUCGGAAUUUAGGGUCCUUCGAUUUGUUUUCUGCUCAGUACACUUCCAGUUUUUUUCUGUGUUGGUUUCUCGUGCCGUCCGUCUUCUCCUCUUGAAGGGGAGGCACCCUGGAGCCUCAUCUGCCUCGAGCAAGGAGGACGCUCUGCUGUAGGGGGUUUGUCGUUUUCUCUUCCCGCUCCGUGACCUUUCAGCUUUUCUCUCUUUUCAGCUUGUUUUCCUUCUCUUGGGGGCACCCAGCGUCUGUUUCUUCUCUGUCGCGCGUUCCUCUGCCCCUCAUUUUCCGCUUCAACAGACCCUGUCCCUCUCGCUUCUUUCUGUUCUCACGCAUUUCUCCGCCUUUUUCUUCCCGCUCUCGCUUCUCUCUGCUCUCUGCGUUUUUCUCUCUUUUCGAUGGCGGUGUUUCAUGAAGCCUCGGCUCCGCCUGGGGCUUCUUCUGCGCCGAAGAAGAGCAAGAAGCGGAAUGCUUUCGAAACCUUGGGUCUGUCGACGCCGACGUCUUUGGCGGCGAUCAAAGGCCUAGGCUUCUCCCAGCCGACGCCGAUCCAGCGGCGCGCGAUUCCCCUUCUGCUCAAGGGCAAAGACUGCAUUCUGAUGUCUCGUACAGGGUCGGGGAAGACAGCUUGUUUCCUGCUUCCGCUUCUGGACUUGCUGGGAGAACACAGCUCCGUCGUCGGAGUGAGGGCAGUCCUGAUCGCGCCGACUCGCGAGCUUGUGGCUCAGAUUCACCGCGUCUGCUCCAAACUUCUCCACAGCAGCUCGCUGCGCGUCUGCUGUCUCUUGGGAGGCGAGAACUACUCCAAGCAGUUUCUCGCGCUGUCGCGGAACCCAGACGUCCUCCUCACGACCGUCGGCAGAGGCUCCCAGCUGAUCCACGACAAGGUCCUGAGUCUGUCUGCCGCGAGGUUUCUCGUGCUCGACGAAGCCGAUAGAAUCUUCGAGCUGGGAUGGAAAGAACAGCUCUCAAUGCUCUUCGCCGCCCUCCCUGCGAGCAAGCAAGUCGUCCUCGUCUCCGCCACCCUCCCGGGGGACCUCGUCAACUUCGCCAGACUGGGCCUGAGGGACCCCGAGUUCGUCCGCCUCGAGAAAGAAUGCACUCUCAGCGACGACUUGCACAUGCAGUUCCUCUUCGUCCGAGCAGCGCAAAAAGUCCCCACUCUUCUCUUCCUGCUCAAACAAAGCAUUCAGAAGAAAGAACAAGUUUUAGUUUUCGCGUCCACUCGCCAUCAAGCGACUUUUCUUCAGUGUUUCUGCGAGCGUCUCGCCUUCCCCUCGGCUGUCAUCUACGGUGCAAUGGACCAGACAGAGCGUGUACAGACUCUCGCUGCAUUCAAGAAAGGAAAAAUCUCUGUGCUUCUAGUGACCGACGUCGCUGCUCGAGGUCUCGACAUUCCUCACCUUCCCUCCGUGAUCAACUUCGACUUCCCUUCUUCUGCGAAACUCUUCGUGCACCGCGUCGGCCGCACAGCGCGUGCGGGCAGAUCGGGAACUGCGUUCUCGCUCGUCACUGGUGACGACUUGCCGUACGCGGUCGAGCUGAUGAGUUUCUUGGGUGGGCGUCUCGUCCCUCCCUUUUCUUUCUCGUCCGAAGCCGAUGACACUCGACAGGAAGAAGCUGAAGACGUUGACCUCCCCAAACCUGAAGACGCCUCGAAGGACACCGUAUCUCCUUCUCCCUCGUCUGGAAACUAUGUGCUUGCGGGGCCGCCUGCUUUGGUGGAUCCGUUUGUCGAGUUCUGCGAAUCUCUCCUCCACACAGACGACGAGGUCGCCGCGGCGCACAAAACGGCGUCGUCUGCAAAUGCGAUGUACUACAAGACGCGUCCCUCGGCCUCUAGGCAGAGUGUGGAGAGAGCGAAAGGUCUCCUUGCCCGAUGCGGAGGCGCGAUGGUUCUGUCUGCCUUCGCUCACCCAUGCUUCUCUUCUGCUUCCGGACCGUCCGAAGCAGCUGUCCUGUCUCGCGUGGAGCGAGCUUCAGAUACCGGCGAACCGGGACCGAAGGCCGCGUCUCCGAGCGCUGACGACGCAGCCCGCAUGAAAGGCGAAGUUCUCUUUCGUUUGCAGAACUAUCGUCCUACGAUUGGCGAGCGCGGGAGCGUGCUCUCCGCCACAGUCAUGCGCGGCAUGCACUCAAAAAAGUCGGAGAUGCUUCGCUACCGAAACCUGCUGCAAGAACUGCGAGAGUCCCCACUGGAAAACGCCCUCACGGAGAAGCGCGAGGAAGAGGAAGACUCGCCUCCCGUCAGCGGCUACGAUGCAGACGAAAGCGAUCGGGAAGACGGCCUGAAGCGCAGCGGUCGCGUCUCGGUCACUUCUCUCAAUCAAACGCCUGGCCAGGACAGCGAAACGAGCAUUCGGGAAGCGAAGCCUCAGAGGCGGCGGACUCAGGAGAGCGAGUCGGAGGAAGAUGCCCAGUCGUCUUCGCUGCUCAACGGGCAGGCUUCUUCUCUCGGCGAAAGGUCGCAGCGCGCUUCGGCUUCUUCAGUGCUCUCUGGACUCCUUCCGAGGGACAUGACCAGCGAGGGAACUUCGGCAAAGCAGCGAGUGAGUAAGCGGAGACUGAGACGCACGGCGAAGGAAAUGGGCGUCUCGGCUUCCUCAGCUGCCGCAAAGGCCCAGUCCCUCUCGCUGCUCCAAGAAGACCGCGAAAAACGAGACGGCGACCGGCUCAACGGUGGCGGGGACGAGGGCGAGGCCGAGGGGAUGAAGCGCAAAGGUGGUUUCUACCUCGAUCUCCAGCGCGGCGCGUGCAGAGACAAAACUCAAGAAACGCUCCUCAGACUCGAUGAGGCAGCCAUGGAUCUCAUUGCCGACGAAAACGACGAUAUGAAGCGGCAGCGAGCAACCGAACAGCAACGUUGGGAUCCGAAGAAGAGGAAGUACAUCAUGAUGAAGGUGGACAGCGCUACUGGAAGAGCCGUGAAGCGGAAGCGCGGCACAGACAAGCAAGAGGAGAAAACAAGCAGCGCUCAUCGCUAUGCGCAGUGGUGCCGUGAAACAAAACGAAGAAUUCAGAGAGUUGGAGAAGAAGAGAGUCCGGAACUUGCUGCAACGCCGAAGGACAAGAGAGGCAAAGGACGCGGUGCAGAUAAACAUUUCGUUUCUUCUUCAGAUUCUGAUGGCGACGGACCAGGUCCUUCUGCGGGACGAUUCCUUGCGUUUACCGACAAACACAAAGGCAUCCAAGAAGCUCUGCAGAAGGGUGUGAAACUGACACAUAAGCAAAAGAGAAUCGUGAAGAAACUCCAAGCAAAUGUCAUGUCAUCGGGGCCGCAACGAGGUGGAAAGCGCGCAGCCGCUGCCACCUUGCCGACUGUCGAGCAGAUUGCGAAGAAACGCCGAAGAGAUCAGCAGCUUCGUCUACGGCACGACAAAAAGAAGGCGAUGGAAGAAGCACGGAAAGGAAAAGAAAAGUGGAUGAAGAGACAACAAGCCAAAGCAGCGCAGAAGGGUGCGAAAAACCGAUCGUUUAUGAUUGUAAAGAAGUCCAAGUCUCAGAAACGCAGUCGCCCAGGGCGACGCUGAAAAUAUAUUUGCCCUAAAGACGGUUCACCUGAGCGUAGAGAAAGAUGCGUACACAUCGGUGGAUCCAGGCCGUCAAACGCCCAAGGUGGUACAUACAUACAUAUAUAUAUAUAUAUAUAUAUAUAUAUAUAUAUACGUUUAUAUACGCAUCCAUAUUGUGUGACUCUCAGAUGAACAGGCGUCAACCAUUUCAGGGAUCAAUUCUUGCGUCUACUUACGCCCAUUUGUCAACAGAUUUGUGGUC
This is a messenger RNA of Toxoplasma gondii ME49, 3870 nucleotides long. RefSeq names its product DEAD/DEAH box helicase domain-containing protein. The record is from RefSeq and is a predicted model, not a curated record. The transcript has 9 exons. Bases 495 to 3626 code for a protein of 1043 amino acids. Gene Ontology annotation, molecular function: nucleic acid binding; RNA helicase activity; ATP binding. Lineage: Eukaryota; Apicomplexa; Conoidasida; Eucoccidiorida; Sarcocystidae.